ACUUUUUUUCGUUGAGCAACAUAUAGUUUUCAACAGGUCUCCCUUCUCUCUCCUCCUUUGGCUCCCGCAAAAACAGAAGUAACAAAACCCAUGUCUUCAACACCAAAAAGGCGCCCAAAACGGGAUUUAUCCAGUAGCUCUUCGCAUCCGUACACUAUAUCAUCUAAAAUUGAACCACCCCAUAACUUGUUUCCUUCAAAGCAAGAGUUUCUCAGACUCAUCGCAGUACUUGCAAUCGCAUCCUCGGUAGCUCUGACCUGUAACUUCAUUGCUAAUUACAUCGAUCAUUCUACAAAACCCUUCUGCGAUACCAGUUUAGACUCUUCAGAUUCUUUAUCCAAUUCAUGUGAACCUUGUCCAAGAAACGGAGAAUGUAAUCAGGGAAAGCUAGAAUGUGCUCGUGGCUAUAGAAAACACAGAAACACAUGCAUAGAAGAUGGCGAUGUUUAUGAAAGAGCUAAGAAACUUUUGGAGGGGGUAGAAAAUCAUCUCUGUGAAGCCUAUGCUGAUUUCCUGUGCUAUGGGACUGGAAUAGUGUGGGUCCAAGAGGAUGACAUAUUGAAUGAUUUGGAUGGACACCAGCUGUUGGAAAACUAUAGCUCAGACAAUCCAGUGUAUGUGUAUACCAAGAUGAAGGCAAUGGAAACCAUUAGUGAAGAAUUGCAGAUAAGGACAAAUCCUAAUGGGAAGAAAGAGUUUAAGUGUCCAGACCUGUUGGUGGAACAUUACAAACCAUUUACCUGUCACCUUCGUCAAUGGAUUUCUGAGCAUGCUCUUGUUAUCGUGCCAGUUUGUGCAUUGGUUGUGGGAUUUGCAUUUUUAGUUUGGAAAAUUCGACGGAGAUGGUAUCUAUCAACCAGAGGGGAAGAACUUUACCACCAGGUUUGUGACAUACUUGAGGAAAGGGCCUUGAUGUCAAAGAGAGUAAACGCAGAAUGUGAACCUUGGGUGGUGGCCUCUCGAUUACGGGAUCAUCUGCUUUCUCCCAAAGAAAGGAAAGAUUUUGUUUUAUGGAAAAAGGUUGAGGACUUAGUGCGGGAAGAUUCUCGAGUAGAUCGUUAUCCUAAGCUAGUGAAGGGUGAAUCAAAAGUGGUGUGGGAAUGGCAAGUUGAAGGUUCGUUGAGCUCGGGGAGAAUGAGAAAAAAAGUAGAGUCAAGCAAAUUAAAGUCCAAUGAUGGUGUAAAAGAAAAUUUUGAUAAAGAACGCCAUGAGUUGAAGCCUGAGCCCAAGAUACUGAUGUUUUGACCUGAGGUGCUUUGUCCUCACUUAUGAGCUAAAUCGACCAAAUCCUGGCAAACAUUUGGAAGGUUCUCGUAGCUUGUGUAUUGAAUCAAUUUUGUAUAAAAUGUCUUUUCAAUGGAAGAGAACAUGAUAGAAGGAUGUAAGACUUUUGCGAGUUCUGGAUAACCUGUGAGUUCCAUGGAUGAGUCAGGUCUUCAGAGGUUGGGAGGUGUCCUAUACAUUUUCUUUGCCCCUGGAUUGUGUUGCUAAUAGUUGGAACAUUUGUUUCCCUAUUUGAAGCAAUAUGAGGCCAAAUGGGGUAUUGGGCGUAGGAAUUCCUUGUACAUGGAAUUUUCGUGUGUAAUCUGAGAUGUAGCUAGUACUUUUGGCUUUAGAAAUUAAAUUAUAUUUUUUUAGCCUA
Molecule: messenger RNA, 1642 nt
Organism: Populus trichocarpa (black cottonwood)
Lineage: Eukaryota; Viridiplantae; Streptophyta; Magnoliopsida; Malpighiales; Salicaceae
Exons: 10
Coding region: 91-1245 (384 amino acids)
Cellular component (GO): nuclear inner membrane
Molecular function (GO): chromatin binding
Source: RefSeq, a predicted model, not a curated record